Molecule: messenger RNA, 2189 nt
Organism: Chiloscyllium plagiosum (whitespotted bambooshark)
Lineage: Eukaryota; Metazoa; Chordata; Chondrichthyes; Orectolobiformes; Hemiscylliidae
Source: RefSeq, a predicted model, not a curated record
UGCUGCUGACCUGGGUGAACUGCUCCAGCGUGCGGUGGGCCACCCAUGUCCAGGACGUCUUCACCGCCGGCAAGCUCCUCGCCCUGGGGCUCAUCAUCAUCAUGGGCUUCGUGCAGAUCUGCCGAGGUCACUACUACUGGCUGGAGCCCCAGAACGCCUUCCAGCCGUGGCAGGAGCCUGAGAUUGGCCUGGUGGCCCUGGCUUUCCUCCAGGGCUCCUUUGCCUACGGGGGCUGGAACUUUCUCAACUACGUCACCGAGGAACUGGUUGACCCAUAUAGGUGUGGGGCCGAUAAACCCAAGGUGCUGAUAGGUAACAGGGGACCGGGAUAUUAUGGCCAUGACAGAAAGCUGGCUCAGGGAGGGACACGACUGGCAGCUGAAUGUGCCAGGCUACAGGAAGCUGUUGGGAGUCAUGUCCUGGAUCAUGCCCAUCUCCGUGGCGCUGUCUACCUUCGGAGGGGUAAACGGAUCCCUCUUCACCUCCUCACGUGUGCCUCCACCUUGCUGAUGCUGGUGACCAGUGACAUUUACACACUCAUAAACUAUGUGGGGUUCAUCAACUACCUGUUCUAUGGCGUCACGAUUGCCGGGCAGAUCGUGCUCCGUUGGAAGCAGCCUGACAUCCCUCGGCCUAUCAAGGUGAACCUGAUCUUUCCGGUGGUCUACCUGCUGUUCUGGGCCUUCCUGUUGAUCUUCAGCCUGUGGUCGGAGCCGGUGGUGUGUGGGAUUGGGCUGGCCAUCAUGCUGACCGGCGUGCCCGUCUACUUCCUGGGGGUCUACUGGAGGAACAAGCCCAAGUGUUUCGACGAUGUGGUCGACUCCAUCACCUACUUUGGCCAGAAGCUGUGUGUGGUGGUCUACCCCGAGGUGGCGCAGGCCAAGAGCGAGCAGGAACUCCAGGAACUCACCUCGACCGUCUGUGAUAACACCAAGGAGUAGGCCUCGGGAUGAAGAGGGUGUGGGUUUGGGGGAGCAGUGGGGGAUACCAGGGCGUGUGACGCUCAGGCUGAGGUGGGUGGUGGGGAAUGCUGGGCUGCGCAUUCUCAGGCCUUGGCUUAGGGUGUGAGCGUCGUCCAUUUUUUUUUUGUUGUUUCCACACCCCACCCCCCUUUCUCUUGUUGUCCCUCCAUCGAGGGGCCAGCAGGAGGCGACAGCGUGUCUCAGCGAGAGAGACCCCCACCUUCCUCUUGUUUCAGGAGGUUAACGCUUCGUUGGCCGCUUUCGCACUUCCUCUCUCCCCCCCCCCCCCCACCCCCUCCAGCUUUCCUCCCUUGGGCGUCCCAGCCGCCAUUUUGUCGAGGGUGGCGGCAGCCAUUUUGAGGGAGGGGUGGGCUGGUUUUCGAAGGAAGUGUCGGGUCGGGGUUGGGUGGGGGGAGCUGGUUUCAUGCUGUGGCUGCACCGCAGAAAUCUCGCUCCCGCUGUCUUUAUUUUUUUUAGGCCUUGACGAAACAAAUCAAGGGUUUGGAAGAUGGCGACCUCUCCCACCACCCCACCACCUUCCCCUCCUUUCCUCUCAACUCCCCUCCCCAACCCACGCCACCAGCGCUCCCCAACCCCUGAGGAAGUAACGCCACGUCUCUCAGUCUGGGGUGUCCAGUUGACGGUUUGAUUGUUCGUGUAUUUUUUUUAUUUGUCGUUUGGAAGAGUUUAUCCUUUCUUGACGUCAACGUCGGCCAUUUGCAAAGCGCCAAGCCCCAACCGCGAGUGAGCAUUUGUCCUUUCUCUGUCAUGUGUCAGCUUCCCUCUGCUCCCCCCACCACCACCAGCGUUAGCCCAUCCCUUACCCCCCCCCCCACCCAAAGGGACUGAACCCUCCAGGAGAAGGGUGGGGGAGGGGGGGUGUCGGAUGGAUUCACUUGACGCUGACGCCUCACCAGGCCCUUGACCCCCAGCUCCCCUCCAGGUCGCCCUAUCUCUCUCUCUCUCUCUGCACACUCCUACAGUCAGGGCGUCUGGACUUUGGGACUACAGGGGGUUGGUGGUGAAGGCUUCACCAAAACAUUUCCCACACGUCAGCACACUCCGCGAGAGUUAAAGGUUAAAAGUCAGCAGAAAAUGAGCUGACAUGGGUAAUCUGACACAUAUUUAAUUGUUAGAUAUAUCUGCAAUAAAGCAAUGACUGCUUGUUUAUCAGUGUAAGAUGGUACUCCAAGGUUACCAAUUAAACUUUGAGAGUUUUAUUAUUAA